GUGCAGACAACGACCGCCUCCGCGCCAACAAUGCUGUGCUCGCAAGCCGCGUCCGCGCCUGGAGUGCCCGCGCGCUCCGCGUCCGCGCAUGGGCCGAAGGCCACGCCGCCAGCGCCAGCGAGAGCGCGUGCGCCAGCUGCGGAGCUCGUACAGAGCGCUGCGUACUGCCGCGCGACGUGUGGGGCGCUGUGAUCGGCGAGGGAACGGAGCAAGGCGAGGAGGACGAGCUCGCCACCAGCGUUGGCAAACACGUGCCGGGAACGAGGCAGGUCGGAUGCAAGGCCCCAGCACAUGAACAAGCGCGCAUGCGUGCUUUGCAGCAGCAGCAGCAUCAACAGCCAGCGGCACCGUCUCGCUUCUGGUCCAAGAGCGACCAACAGGCGCCCUCAUCGUCAUUCGCAUUGCCGCUAGCGUCCGUGCAGCAUCGAGAAUGUACAUUCUGCACGGCCCCCGUCAGCGCGCAGCACGGCGCCGCCCAUCUGUGCGCCUGCAGCAUGCUCGAUGAUAGCCUCAUGCACCCGUCUCCGGUGUUGCGCACCAUGGCGUCGUCUGCUAACACAGGCGCGCCUCCAUCUCCGUCUCCACUGGAAUCGGCACUGGCCUGCUGCGGCAAAGCGGGUGGUAAUGCAUGUAUCCGCACCGGCACCAGCACAGGCUCGUCGACUGGCGCGCUUCCUGCACACCCUCCGCCAUGCUCGCCCUCGUCGUCUCUAUUCUCCUUGACAGCCUCCACCGUCCCCAUCGCAGUCGCAACAGCGGCGCCAACUCACGUGCUGCCGCUGCCGACGAGUGAGGGGAGAAACGAGGGCGACUGCGGCUUCUGCGCCGGGGAGGGCAACUGCGCGUGCCGCGGCGAUGGCAUCAUCGACUUUGAGCAGGGCGGCGCGCAACCCACCGGCAGCAGCGGCGAGACGCAAGAAGCAGAGGCGACACAGUGGAUCGCUCAGGGACGCAGUGCUGAUGCCGAUGGUGAUGAUGCGGUCAUCCAAGAGGACACUGCAGCCGCAAGACCCAUGCCAGAAAAGGGAACCGGCACAUCUAUGCCCACCUCCCUUGCACGUGCGUCCGGCCGCCAGCAGGCCCUCUCCGGAGGGCACGGGCGCGGCGCAGCAAACGCUGCCAGCAAGCCAAAGGCGAGACUCUGGCUCGUGCAGCCCGCUUCCUCUUCAGCGUCUGCGUCGUCUUCACUGCCGCUCCUGCGCCCCCUCGCGCGGCACUCAGCUGCGAAAGAGCAAGGAGCCAGCCGCCCGAAACUCUGGCAUACGUACACGUACGCGGCGCCUCAGGAGAUACGAGCACCGAAGCAGGCGGCGUGCUCGGGCGACCCGAGCAACUGCGCAGCGUGCAGCGCUGACCCUGACCUCGCUACAUUUUGCGCAGCGGUCUCCGAGGAUCCUGCGCUUGAGCGUGGACCCGAGAACGUAUCAGCCGAGGGUGUGCGCCUAACGGAAUCUGCAGCUCCGUAUGGGCGUAGCAUUGUUCAGUCUGCCACGCAGCAGGGCAUGAACUGCACGUCUACCGUCGACCUACGAGGAGAGAGCGGCGGCGGCAGCGAAGGCGGCGCGAGCGUGCCAGAAGCAUUCAGUCAGUUGCGCGCACAUCCAAACUUCCAACAGUUUUCCGGCGGACUUGAGCUGCUCGCCAACGUCGUGGCGGGUCGCUCGCUAACGCUCGCGAAUGCACAUGUACAUGCAGCACUUCCCGCAUCACAGCAGAACCGUGGUGCCAGCGGCAGGGGCAGCAACAGCAACGACAGAAAACAAUUGGGACUCGACGCGCUCGCUAACAUUCGAGGCUGCUCGGCGGCGUCGCCUCUUGCGUCAAGUGACGUCACGGCGCAGCAUGAACAGUGGCAGCAUCUCUCUCCCGCUUCUACUGCCCCUGGUAGCCUCAGCCGCAGCGACAGUAGUGGUGGCAACCUUCCCUCGAUUGGCGACACGAUCGGCUACACUAACGCUUCUUCCUCGUUCCCGCCCGCCUCUCUGUCCAAGCAAGCGGCGCAGGACGAGCAGCGCGCGUCGAAACGCCGACGGCUGUACGUCAACAAUGAGGCAGUGCAGAAUGCCUUGGCACUCCUCGAUCGAGGCGCGCUCGCCGCUGAUGGCGACAAGCCUUGUCCAUGCCCUUGGGCCAAAAGCUGAAUCAACGCUCCUGCAUAUCCUAUUCCGUCGAUUUACUU
This is a messenger RNA of Tilletiaria anomala UBC 951, 2179 nucleotides long. RefSeq lists its product as uncharacterized. The record is from RefSeq and is a predicted model, not a curated record. NCBI's taxonomy places the organism in Eukaryota, Fungi, Basidiomycota, Exobasidiomycetes, Georgefischeriales, Tilletiariaceae. The annotation marks the transcript as partial. The transcript has a single exon.